Rosa chinensis is the source of this 1621-nucleotide messenger RNA. RefSeq names its product SEC12-like protein 2. The coding region runs from base 173 to 1381 and encodes 402 amino acids. Gene Ontology annotation, molecular function: GTPase activator activity; guanyl-nucleotide exchange factor activity; protein binding. Lineage: Eukaryota; Viridiplantae; Streptophyta; Magnoliopsida; Rosales; Rosaceae. The transcript is spliced from 10 exons. Gene Ontology annotation, biological process: protein secretion. Gene Ontology annotation, cellular component: endoplasmic reticulum membrane. The record is from RefSeq and is a predicted model, not a curated record.
ACUCUAACGGCAGGGGUCAAAAUGCAAUAUAAGAAACAUACAGGGGCACGAUAUUCUUUGCGUUUGAAGCUAAAGAAGAGCAGCAAAACCCAGAGCCACACUCACUGCGAGGAUCUCAUUUCUUCUUCUUCUUUUUCUUCACAGAAAUCGAAAUCAAAUCUGAAGAAUCCAAAUGGAAGCAGAAGCUCUGAAUCACAUAAAGUACGGCGUCCCUUUCUACGGCAUCGGUUGGGUUCCCGACGGCAUCCCUCUCACCUCCUCGGAACAACCGGAGCAGGAGAACAACGAUCAGAAAACCGAGACUCGGACCGAGUCGACUCAGUCGGUUCCCGAUUCGAACCAUAUAGUAUUGGCCGGCGGCGGCGGCGAGGGCAACAGCGGCGUCAAAAACGCCGUCGUUCUCAUCCAGUUCGAUCCCGCCUCGACUUCUAUCUCCCAUGAGCCGGUGGCUAAGCUCGGGUUAGGCUCUGAUUUGCCUUACAGAAUGGCGGUUCAUCCCGGUGCUGACGGUCUGAUUUGUUCGUUUCCUGAAAGCUGCAGUUGGUUUGAAUGGGAGAAAGAAUUGAGGGAGGGAGCUCAUAAGCUAAGUGUGAAGCAAUCUGAUAGAGUACUUAAACAAUUGCAAGAUGUAGGGCAACAGUUAGCGCUGGCAUUUAACAAAGAAGGUUCGGUGCUUGCUACCGGAGGCGAGGAUGGCAAUUUAAGGGUUUUCAAGUGGCCCAGCAUGGAAAUUAUGUUCACUGAAGCUCAAGCUCAUAGAACAGUCAAGCAGUUAGAUUUCAGCCAUGACGGGAAAUUUCUUGUCUCCUUGGGACAAAGUGGCCCUGGUAGAGUCUGGGAUGUGACUUCAGCUGCAGUUGUAGCUACUUUACCAACGGAAAAGGAUGAGGUAUUUUGUGCAUGCAAAUUUUCUCUAGUGAACAAUGGGAUUGAAGUUCUACAUCUAGCAGAUAAAGAUGGAAUCAUUGUAACAUGGAACACAACCACAUGGAGGAGGGUUCGAUCCAAGCGAAUUACUCGAGAUGGCAUCACCGCCUUUGAUGUUUCGGCUGAUGGAAAGCUCCUUGCAUGCGGGACAACUGCUGGAGAUCUUUUGAUACUAAAGUCAGCCGGACUGCGGGUUCAAAAAGUCAUCCCAAAAGCACACAGUGGGUUUGUAACUGCGUUGAGUUUCUCGCAUGAUUCAAGAGUUUUGGCUUCCACAUCAAUGGACUCAAGUGCAAGGGUGUCCACACUUGAGGAAGUGAAGAAAAGUGGAGUGAGCUUAUGGGUUGUUAUACUCAUUAUCCUAGUAUCCAUUCUCGCAUAUUUCCUAAACGAUCCUGAGAGCUGGACAAUGUUGAAGUCUGAAUUGGAGAAAGUUUACAGCUUGUGGCGUUGAAAGGACUUUAAAUUUGCAGAAAGAACAGUUCGGGUGCUCGUCAUUGUACCAAUACAGUGGUGGUUUUGAUAGCCUGUUAUAGGAUAAUAGCUGGGGUGGGAUGUUUAGGUUCACUCGAGCCCAACCCAUUUUUAGUAUGAUAAACAGAAGCUCUUUGAAUUGUUUAUAUCGUCUCUCUUCCUAAGUUUAUCACAAAAAAUACCAUAUUUUUUCAUAUUAUAUGAUCGUGAUUCUUUUUUU